UCUGUCGCGGCUAGCUCCUGGGAGUCCGCUGCUUCCCUGCUGGAGAAGGUCCGGGUCCCGGUCCGCCCGUUUCUCGCCAACUGCUCCUUGCCCGCCUGCGCCUGUACUUUGCGGACCGGAUAGAAAGCUUGCUCCGACACGGAGGUUGCUUCUAUCAUCUACUACUGUGGCCACCACUGACAAUUCAAGUACCAUGUUUCCUACAAUGUCAAAUGUUCCUGCCUGUAUGGCUUCCCAGGAACUCUCAAUCACAACCUCAACGACAACCACUACCACUGUUACCACCAACACUACUACUACAAUUACAAGUGGAUUCAACCUGUAUCUGAAACCACCAGCAUCACCUUGGCAUAACGACACUGGCUUAAUCAGUGUGGCUUCUCUGCCGGUUACCAUGACUGUAAACUCAAUCGCAACUCCUGUGAUGACCUAUGGUCACCUGGAUAGUAUGGUGGACAAGUGGAGCCGUCAACUGCAGGAGCAAGAAAAGCACUUUUUUCACCAGGCCAACCACCUCAAUGUUUGGAACCAGGCCUUGCUUGAGAGUGGUGAUGAGAUUACUCUUUUGCAUCGUGAAGUGGAAAGAGUGAAGCUGGACCAGAGCAGGUUGGAACGGGAAUUGGAUUUUAUCCUGUCCCAGCAGAAGGAGCUGGAACAACUGUUGACCCCCUUAGAGGAGUUUGUGAAGGGGCAGAACGGGCCUUUUAAUCUGCUCUGGGUGGAUAAAGAGUAUGAGAGAAUCUACAGAUUAGCAGAAAAUAUAGAUGCUGAGCUCAAAAGAAUGUCUCAAGAUCUCAAGGACAUUAUUGUUCACCUGAAUUCCCUUGGAAGUCCUGAUGACACUGCCGAAACACUUCAACAGAUUUGCAGAAUUCUGAAUGCUCACAUGCAGUCUCUGCAGUGGAUCAGCCAGAAUUCAGGCAUAAUGCAGAGGAAGGUAGAAGAGGUUACAAAGGCCUUUAAGGAAUAUCGUCGCAAGGAGCAGGGGUGCAACAUGAAGUUUGCCUUUGAAUAAUUAUCACCCCAACCCACUCCGUUUGGAUUAUGCAUCAACCCUGAAUUCUGAUGCUAUUAGAGUAGUAUUUACUGUUACUAAUCUUUGAUUGCAAUAAUUUGUGCAUGUGUUUGAUUAUUUUUCAUUUAAAUAUUGUAAAGAGAACUAUCCAAUCUUUCUUUCAGAAUGAAAUGAGAUCAGUGCCGAGGGCAUAACUCAAUGAUAGAGUGCUUACCCAGAAUUAAGUAAAACAUGUAUUAAGCCCCUUGCCCAGGCAAUUACUUCUUAGGUAUUGAUUUUGUGUAUGUAAUCUAUAUCUUAUCAAUGUAGAGUGUACAUCCUACACCAGUACAUGCCAUCUUCCUACUUAAUUGGGAGAAGAUGUUUGCCAAAACGUACGUGCCACCCAGUCUUGCCAUUCAUGUAAAGUGCUGUAUACUGUAAAGUGUCAAGUGAAAUUUACUGUCAACUCUGAGAUAUAAUUUUAAGGCAUCAUUUUUAUCUGUGAAAGACCAUAUGGGCAAUGAAAGCAAGUGUCUUUCAGGAAUUUGGAGUAGGUAAUAUGGUUUUAUGGAUUAUGGAUUUAAUUUAAUUAGGGCUUUGCUUUCUCUUGUGAUUCUAGAGAUCAAACCCAGUGCUACACUCUUGGAUUAUAUACCCAGCACUGAAUUAUGUUACUUUUGAGGGUAAGAUUCACACAAUUCCCUUACUUUUGACUAUUCAGAUACCUCAGUGUUUUCGUUUUGUUUUUUAUCAAGACCUCACUGUAUAGCCUAGGCUGCCUUGGUCUCCCAAGUGUCACCACACCUAGGUGUCCUAAGAUUUUUUUUGUUUGUUUUGUUUUAGCAUAUGAUUUGGACCUGUCCU
Messenger RNA from Chionomys nivalis (European snow vole), 1861 nucleotides. It is a transcript of the gene Nup62cl, whose product is annotated as nucleoporin 62 C-terminal like. The transcript has 9 exons. Gene Ontology annotation, molecular function: phospholipid binding; structural constituent of nuclear pore. The record is from RefSeq and is a predicted model, not a curated record. Gene Ontology annotation, cellular component: nuclear pore central transport channel; nuclear pore. The coding region runs from base 194 to 1015 and encodes 273 amino acids. Gene Ontology annotation, biological process: protein import into nucleus; RNA export from nucleus. NCBI's taxonomy places the organism in Eukaryota, Metazoa, Chordata, Mammalia, Rodentia, Cricetidae.